Molecule: messenger RNA, 1953 nt
Organism: Fopius arisanus
Lineage: Eukaryota; Metazoa; Arthropoda; Insecta; Hymenoptera; Braconidae
Exons: 5
Coding region: 556-1047 (163 amino acids)
Cellular component (GO): membrane
Source: RefSeq, a predicted model, not a curated record
CUGUGAAGGAGUGGGAAACAUGACCAGUUGGUCAUCAGCAGAAUCACCACUCUCAAUUAAAAAGCAAAAAGGUUAAAUAAAAAAUAAUGAGAUUCUCCUUGAAGUAAUUUCAUAAUCUUGACUGAAAUUUCUCCGGGAGAACUAUUCAUCUGGCCCCGCCCUAUUGAUUUUCCCGAACCCGUGGAAGUGAAAAGUGAAACUUCCAAGUGAAUUUUCGUAUAAAAAUUUUUAUGAUAAACAUUUUUGGGUAUCCAUUGGGUGGAAAAUAUCGCGGGUAGGGGGAAUGAAUUAUUUAUGAAGUAUUCGGUGUGUUGCAGGAGAAAUAGUGAAUUUUCUGACAUUUUCGCGGCCUUGAGUAGUCUAUGGGAGUAUUGCGUACUCUAGAGGUUCUUUCAUGUGUUAGUUGUGAAACCCGGGUGUGUGAUAUCAUUGAUGACGUACAUACGCCCACGGAAUGGCGACUCGAGUCAUAAGGUAAACAUACACCUCCAGUCGAUCGCGAUCAGCCGAGGAAGCACAAUCUGCACCAGGUGAUAAGAAAGAUAAAACGAUAUCAUGUCGCAUACAGUAACGGUGAGGACCGCAACGGUGACCACAAGCACCUCCAGCAUUCUUAUCAACACGGGAUUUAUGAGGUCUUAUCGAGGUGUUCUCAAAGUUCUGGAGCUGAUACUGGGUAUCAUCUGCACGGGAAUCAUGGGUUAUUUAUUUGAUUACAGCAUUGCUAUACGACCUGGACAUUUAUUUCUGUUUCUGAUGGUCACAACAUUCAUGAUUGCCACUUUUAUUCUCGUGCUGAGUUCCCUCUUUUCGAUAUCUUCUGAAGCUAUGAUCUCCAAGACUCUUUUUGAAGUUUUGUAUCAUGCCAUUGCAUUUGGCUUGCUCCUGGCUGCCUCAAUAAACUUCAUGAUGCUGAUAAGCGAUGAGAGAAGAGGAGCUACGAGAUACUACAAUCUCCACGUAACUGUGGCGAGUCUGGGCCUCAUCAAUUCUGUAUUUUACCUUCUCAGCACUGUGUUCGGAAUUCGAUCAUACAGAGGACUAUAAACUGUCCGGAAUUAUGAUUACAUUUCAUAAUUCAUGACGAUUUUGUGAAGCCAUGCAUUCUGAUCAUCUCCGAUGACGCGGAAAAUUCUUCACUUAUUUUUUAAAAAAAUAUACACCAAUAGAUCGUCCAUAUUUCGUACAUAUUUAAAGCUGAUCAAGUCUGACCGUUGAAAACACUUUACGCUUAAACCAAAACGUCAAUUGUAACGUGAUUAUAUUUUUUGUUCAGACAUAGAAUGCACAAUUUUAUUUAGAUUAUAAAUUAUUAUGAGGAAAAAUUACUUCUGUAGAAGAAUUGUGUAUUGCAUUGAGAGAAAUUCUUUCAUGAUCUUCCGUGAAUUGAUUCUCCCAAAAAAAAAAUCAGUACUAAUGGGACUAGUUUUGCGAAUAUUUAAAUUUCUUCUUGAAGUUAUCUUUGAUAUCGUGAACAUUAUGACAGUUCACUGAAUAUACUUCAGGCAAUUAUAUUGACUUUCUAAAGUCAUUUCCUCUCAUAAUAUUCCACAGAACUAAUGACUUCACCAAAAAAACGUACCAAUUACCCAUUAAAAAAAAUCACGUCCUUGAAAGUUAUUUGUUUUUAAUGGAAACUUUUUCAAGCGUCUACUUAAUUGAAUGUUUAAUUAAUCCAGUCAAAAAUAUCUCUCACGUGGAACAUAUACGCGUCGGACAGAAGUGAUUUUCCCUCUCAGUGUAACGAAGGAUUUUUUAACGAGUGAUUUUAAUUUAUUGUAUUUUCUUUUUCUUAUUGAGAAAAAUGGACAUUAUCCGCAGCUAACCAUUGAAGCUGCAGCAUUUGUAUCAAAUUUACAAUUUGUACAAUUUAUAAUUCACAAUUUGUGUCGAAUACCUUUGAAUAUUUAUACUAAAUAUUUAGAAUAGCGGAAUAAAGCCUUGUAUCUGAUA